Molecule: messenger RNA, 1693 nt
Organism: Penaeus indicus
Lineage: Eukaryota; Metazoa; Arthropoda; Malacostraca; Decapoda; Penaeidae
Gene: GlcT
Product: ceramide glucosyltransferase-like
Exons: 8
Coding region: 1-1509 (502 amino acids)
Biological process (GO): glucosylceramide biosynthetic process
Cellular component (GO): membrane
Molecular function (GO): ceramide glucosyltransferase activity
Source: RefSeq, a predicted model, not a curated record
AUGCGACAACCAAGGAGAAACUCCGACAGGCCAAACUCUGCCGUAUUGGCGCGCGGACGUCUGCGUGAGAACUGGACGUCGCGUGUGCUAGUGGUAUGCACUGCUUUCUGCUGUACUCUCAUUACCUCAGUUACCCUGGCCGUCCAGAUACGUUGUGACGUUCUUGAAUCCUUUCGUUGCAUCAGUCAAAACAACAACAACACCAGCGGCGGCGGCGACGACACAGGAUACACUACCACAAACACCAUGCACCGCUGCAGUUGCAUGACCUCUCAGCGUGCCCAUAAAACACAACAUUGCAUCAGUACAUGUAGCACUGUACACUUGACGCGCCACGUCUUCCGGAUCGUCGUUUUGACCGCCCCUUCUCUCUCUCUCUCUUGCAGGUACCGGAAGCUCCAUCGACGUCGCGCCCUGCCCAUGGAUGGAGAGCCCGGGGUGAUGGGCGUGAGCAUCCUGAAGCCCUUGGUUGGCACGCCCAUGGAUCCCAACCUCAUGACGAACCUCGAGACGUUUUUCACACUCAACUAUCCUAAGUUCGAGCUCCUCUUCUGCAUCCAGGAGGAGGGCGACCCAAGCAUCAUGAUCGUGCAGCAGCUUAUGAAAAAGCACCCGCAUGUCGACGCUUCGUACUUCAUAGGUGGCGUGGAGGUCGGCGUCAACCCCAAAAUCAACAACAUGCAGCCCGGGUACCUUGCGGCCAAGCACGAGCUGGUGCUGGUGUCCGACUCAGGCCUCCUCAUGAAGGAGGACACACUCACGGACAUGGUGGCCCACAUGACGCCCGACGUGGGCAUCGUCCAUCAAAUGCCCUUCACUUGCGACAGGAAGGGGUGGCCUGCUAUACUGGAAAAGGUAUACUUUGGGACAAGUCAUGCAAGGAUGUAUCUUUUCCUUGGACUCUUGGACGCUUUUGGCUUGAGAGUCAACUGCUGUACCGGCAUGUCCUGCCUGAUGAGGAAGAAGGUCCUGGAUGAGGAUGGAGGCAUUAGUGCUUUUGGCGUAUACUUAGCUGAGGACUACUUCUUUGCUAAGUACAUUCAGGGCCGAGGAUGGGGCAUUCGCAUCUCUUCUCAGCCAGCAUGUCAGAAUGCUGGGACAACCCGAGUGAAGGGUUUUCUGUCAAGAUUAACAAGAUGGUGUAAAUUACGUAUAGCUAUGGUACCACACACUUUGUUUCUUGAGCCGCUCAGUGAAUGUAUGGUGCUGGGGCUUAUAGCAUCCUGGGCGGGUGCUGUUUUACUGCGUGCAGACUACCUCACCUUCUUUUUGUUCCACACACUUACGUGGUCCCUUGCUGACUGGAUUAUGCUCAAUAUAGUGCAAAAUGGGCCUCCUCCCUUCAGCAAGUUCGAAUUUGUGAUCAGCUGGUUGUUCCGAGAAAUAAGCGCUAUCUUCAUUUUUGUGCACGCCGUAUGGAACCCUGUUAUCAGCUGGCGUCACAAGUCGUUCAAGCUUCGCUGGGGUGGUAUAGCGGAGCCUGUUAACACAAAAGUUGCUGUUAUGUGAGGAAGUUGUGAAACAGGACUUCGCUUACAAUCGGCUGCAAAACUGACCAUAAUACCUUCAUAAUAUCUUUUAAAAACUUUCUACGAGGAAGUUUGUAGGCAUUAGUUCAUUAGGUGCAGUAAAUGUAUGCAAGUUUUUGUAUGAGGACAGGAGUUUAGAAAUCACCAUAUAUAUAUAUAUAGCA